AUGGCUGAAAAACGCCGACUCUCCGCACGCGACCGUCGCGAACCCGCCGCCAAAAGACGAGUCUCCGAAGCGACGCCGCAACCGCAAUCCCAAGCGACGUCCAAAAAGAAGGCUUCAACUCCGGCCGCUGUCCCCUCGCCUCCUCCGCCUCCUACACCGGAAGUUGUCGAGAAACCGUUGCCUACGAAGCUGAAAGAUGGAGAAGGCCUCCCCAUAACCGACUCGCCGCAACCCCAGAAUCUCUCCCCGAAUGAGUACCAGUCGAUAGCCGAAAGUGCCGUCCUACUUGCCUCCUUGGAACGAUCGAAGAAGAAAUGGCUCAGCGACGGCAUUCUCGUGCGAUACUGGACCAAACCCAAGAAGACGAAACGGGAGCAGAUCGAAGGCAAAAACCCACCCAAGGAUACCAUGUCCAAGGUUGGCGCUUGCAGCAUUGUGGUCGGCCCUCAUCUAUUUGAUGCCAUGCUCUACACCGUCAAAGAUCCUAAUGCGCCGCCACCGAUUCAAUACACCCCUCCACAACGACCGAUGGUCCAUUAUGGCCACUCCAACAACUUCCAGCAGUACCACCAUCCCUAUCCGCAUCCACAUCCUUCUCAGCACGCUCGACAACAUCCGCAGCAUUCUCCCGCCAAUGCCCCCUCGCCUCAACCUGGUUAUCACCCAGGUCAAGCGACACCCUCACACCAAGCUCGGACCCCAAGCCACCCUCAACGCACGCCGUCCGGUCCUCAGUCCGCCCAACGUCCAUCUCCAGCACAGCCCAACCAGCCGCCUCAGCCGGCAAAACCCAGCCCUGAUCCAGUGAUUCAGAUGCUCGCUACGCGUGCUGCUUCAGACCCGGAACUGAAGGCUUUGAUGAGAGUGGUGGCGUCGAGCAAAGCAUCGCAAGAACAGCUUCGAGCAUUUCAAGCCCAUAUUGAUGAGCUUAAUGCGAUUAUCCGGGCGAGGGAACAGCACCAGUUGAGGCAGCAGCAGCAGCAGCAGCAGCAACAACAACAACAACAGCAAGGUCAGUCCUCGACGCCUCAGACUCAGGCGUCUCGGACACCCCAACAAGCACAGCAUGUGGCACCGCCUCAAUCAGCGCCGUCACAAAGACCUCCUCAACCACCGGCACAGCCCGGCAAACAGGAGAGUCAGCCACAGCAAAAGACCACGACAACACCCAAACCCCAGCAGCCGCCACAGACGCCCCAGCAACCGCAAACCAGUGAACAGCGAUUUCCUCGAGUGGAGGUGCAAGUCCCAAAGCCGUCGCCAUCUCUUGUCUCAACUCCGCAACCGUCGACUCCCAACCCCACGGUACAAGUCCAAGUUCCACCGCCUCAGAAGCCCAACACCACUCCCCAGGUCAAACAAGAGCCUGGAGCAACCCCGAGCCAACCUUCACAUCCACCUCCGGCCGCAGGACCUCCAUCCAGCUCUAAGCCCGCGAGCCCAGCGGUGCAGCCUAUGCCACCCCCACAACAACCCCCGGUGGCAUCGCCACGACCAGGGCCCCCAUACCCCCCUUAUCAACAGGGGCCGUACCAAGGACAGCAGCCUGCUCUACAGUCUCGGCCCCCGCAAUAUGGGUCCCCGGCGUCACAUUAUCGCCAGGCUCCUCCGCCGCCGCCAAGACAGAACUACAAGUCGGUCGUUUUUGAGUUUACGUCACCCUUGACACCGUAUGGAAGUAGUACUUCUGGCCACGCCGGCUCCGGUGAUCGAUACUUAUUCCCUGAGUAUUCUAUUUUGGAGUGGCUGCCUGGUGGCAACACCGUCCUGGCGUCGUUCUUGUUGGUAAGAAAGGUGGACCUCAACACACCAUUCCCUAUCGAAACUGGGUCGGAGACGGGCAACUCGCGAGCAAAGGGCAAGUCAUCCAAGUCAAAGAAGGCGGACAAAAGCAAGGGUAAAAAUGCCGAGAGCGAAAAGGGGAAGGACACUACCGCAAACCAGAGCAGCACUCCAGCAACCGACGCGAAGGAAAACGCUACACAAGCCACUCCAGCUGGCGGACCGGCGGAAAAAUCCGAUGACAAAGCCGCAGCAGCAUCGGGCAAACAGGCCAACAAAGACGCGUCCACGGAUAAACCAGAAGAUGCAAAGAAAGCCGACAACCUCAAGGAGUACUACCAACCGGUGACUUUCCGCAUCCACAGCACCAACCCCAAGGUCCUCGAACCUCUUGGUCGAGUCGUGAAACCCCCUGAUGAGGUCCGCAAAUACAUGAACGAAAUCAUGGACCGCGCCGAGCGCGCGCCAGAUGGGUUUCUCGCCUUCCGUCUUCCGCGAGAGGAACCAGAUGAACCCGAGGCCGAGGACAGUUAUAUCAAGAAAGGAGGCACGCCAGUUCCUACUGUUCGCAGUCGGCUUUCGAAGAGCAAGACCGUGGACAACGAGGAGUCGGAUAUCGAGAAUCGUGAGAAUCCGGCCGAGGACGAGGAGGAAGAGGAGCUGCUGGAUUAUUAUGGGCCGCCUAUGGGGCUUGUGCCGAUGGGGGUAUAA
Molecule: messenger RNA, 2493 nt
Organism: Aspergillus terreus NIH2624
Lineage: Eukaryota; Fungi; Ascomycota; Eurotiomycetes; Eurotiales; Aspergillaceae
Exons: 2
Coding region: 1-2493 (830 amino acids)
Biological process (GO): chromatin remodeling
Cellular component (GO): Swr1 complex
Molecular function (GO): ATP-dependent H2AZ histone chaperone activity
Source: RefSeq, a predicted model, not a curated record